CGCGGUUCUGAUUGGGCGAGCCGUGCGUCGCCGCUUCGGCGUCUCCUCCGGGGCGGGGGCGGCGCAUGCGCGUGCGCGAGUCGGCUUGGUGGCGCCCCUGGUCCAGCCAUGGAGGAGGUGAGGCGGAGGCGCGCGGGCGGGGGAGGAAGGGCCGUUGGGCGCCUGGAGGGGACCGGCGGGGGCCGCUCAGGGGCGGAGAGGGAGGAAGAAGGGGGCUCCUGCUCAUGUGCAGAGCGCGGGAGAAAGGACCCCUUUGGGAAUGGGACAAAAGAGGCGGGUGGGAGGGAGAGGAACGAGAUGAAAUAAAACAGGACGAAGCGAGGCCAAACAGGCCGGGCGACGACGCCGAUGCCUUCCCCAAGCACAGAAGGGGAAUUAUGUUCCAUUGGGGAAAGGCAGGGCUGGGAGAGACCGGGGUGCUAGAAACUCAGAUAGAUAAGCUAGGCACCCAAAGGCCCCUUAAACCGGAGUCACCAUCACCACAACGGAAUGUGUAUUUGCCAGGGGGUUGGACAUGAUGACCCUCGGGGUCCCUUCCAGUUCUAUGAUUCUGUUAUCUCAACUACAUUGCUUGAUUGUAUUUUUUUAUUAUUAUUAUUAUAUUUAUUAAAAUGUUUAGACAACAAAGAAAAAAAGAAAAACAUACACAAUACAUAUAACAAAAACACACACACACACACACACACACAAAAAAAGCAAAAUUCAACAAUAAAAGAACAAAAAACAUAACAAUUAAAAACAAUAUCUCUUUUCCAUUUCCGUUUUUUAGUUACUUAUUUUCUGGACUUCCUCAUACCGCCCUCUUUUGUAUUCCAAUCCAAAUUGUUUGUCCAGCAAUUUCUUUUCCACUUUUUUAAUCCCAAUCUUUAGCUUUAAUAAAAUAUUGGAAUAUAUAACUUCAACUUCUUUAAACCUAAUCUUUAGUCUUUAUAUCAUAUAACAUUAAGAUUUUUCCUCUUAAUAUCCAGUUUCCGGAAACUACAUUGCUUAAUUGUAGUUUGCUCUUACAAUGAUUCACUUGUCCCAGUACGCAAGAACUGUGGUCUGUGAGCUCCAUUUGGGAGGCCUGUGGAAAGGUUGCUGCAGUGUCAAGUAUAUCUGUACUCAGCCCUGCACUUACUUUCCUUGAUGGGAUGAUGGAGGACUAAGAUGUCCAUGAUUCUCGCAGCAGUGCAGACGGACGAGACAAAAUCUUUAAAGCUAAAUCUAAAGCUGCCUGGUUUAUUCAGUGGUGGCUAUCUAGUCUUUUAUAUAUUGUAUGUGUUUGGAUUAUCAAUGCAUUUGGAUGAUUUUACGAUUUUAUUGUUUAAACUUAUGCCAAUAAAGGCUAAUAACAAUAACAACGUACAUCUUUUGCCGCACACAAGUCAACUGGCUUGAUGGAAAUGUCAGUCGCCAACCUGGUGCCCAGACAUCUCCAUGUACAGUCGUACCUUGGUUCCCGAACACCUUGGUACACAUACGUUUUGGCUCCCGAAUGCCAAAAACCUGGAAGUAAGUGUUUGGGCUUUCGAACGUUUUUUGGAAGCCAAACGUCCGGUGCUGCUUCUGCUUGAGUGCAGGAAGGUCCUGCAGCCAAUCAGAAGCCACACCUUGGUUUUAGGAAGUUGCACAGAUUAUGAUCAAGAACCAAGGUAUGACUCUAUUUAUAACUGGACCCACACCAGUAGCAAAAUGUGUCUGGCGCCUAGGGAAUUUCGAACACUGGGACCUUGGGCUGCUCACUGGCUCUCACCCACACCCGCCUCACAGGGUUGUUGUUUUGAGGGUGAAGUGGGAGGAGAACUAUGUUCGCCUUCUUGAGCUCCUUGCAUGGUUGGGGGGGAGGAAAGAAGGUGGGAUAUACAUGUAAUUAAUAAAUAAUUUUCCACCCUUUAAGAUGCUGCUUUUUCAUUUAUUUCUUUUGACUGAGAUAUAUAUAGCUCAGAAACGUUCGAACAGGCUUGGGAGGGCUCUACGUGACUUGACAAACAGCUAGCAAUAAAACUGGGCUGUCUCUGGUUGAAUCUUGCCUUAGCCGUGCGUGAUGCCCUGGACUUCUUAGGGCUCGCUGCAGUUACUGUGGAAUGGUGACCUAUGUAAUCACUGAAGUUGUCCUUCAAGCCGAGAAAUAAAUUUGGGGCAAGUAAACAACAAUUGAUGACCUCCUUCUACCGGUCCACAAUAGAAAUUGUCCUCUCAUGUUGUAUCACAGUGUGGUACAUUGGCUUGACAGCCACGGACAGAAAGUCUUUACAGAGGGUGGUGAAUACAGCACAUGAUAUCAUGGGCUUCUUUGUACGAUAUUUAGUGAUACUUUAGUUGGCCUGAUUAAGUUAUUUCCUUAAUGUGCUUUUUGUGGUUUUAACUGUUUGUUGUUCUGCACUUCGUGCUUUGAUUGCACUGUAUGGAUUGUUUUAAUUCUUUAUCAGCACUUGCUUUCAAGGCAGCUUACAGAUUUGUGUGCUCUGUGUGUUUCAUCCAGCUACAUAAAGAUUUAGAUGAGGUGAAAGAGCUUUUGAAAAAAGCAUCAAGAAAGAGGGUUCAUGAUGUGUUGCUGUCAGAAAAGAAUAAGAUAGAAAAAGAAAUCAAGAACCAGUUACCAAGCAAAAUAAAAGCAGAAACAUCUGAAGAAGAAAGACCACCUCCAACAGGAUACACAGUGAAAAUCAACAAUUAUGGUAGGUCUGAUCCACCCAUAACUUUUGAAUUAAUACAAGAGAUUCAAGAGAAUAUCAACAUCUUGUAAACUGCUUAGUAAACUGCUUAGCAUCACAGCCAGUGUAUAUAAUUUUUUAAUCCAUGAAUCAUAGGUUGGAUUAUAUAUGGAAAAGUAGGUUAUUGUGCAGAGAUUGAUAUACUUUUUAUGUCAUGAACAAGGGAUUUUUUGUGAUCCCACAUGAGCACAUGAAAACCAUAAUAACUGUUACUUGAUGCAUACCGUAUUUUCCGGCGUAUAAGACGACUGGGCAUAUAAGACGACUCCCAACUUUUCAAGUUAAAAUAUAGAGUUUGGGAUAUACUCGCCAUAUAAGAUUAUCCCUCUUCCAACGCCUGCAGCCAACUAGAGGCAGCCAGUCUUUUCAUCCCUGUAUGCACACCGCAGCUGGGGCGCUGGGGGCCUCGCAGGAGGAUCAGGGGGAGGGGCGGAUGGAGGGGAGGACUUCAAAGCCCUGCUUGCCUCACCCCUCCUCCAUCCUCGGCGGCAGCCGGAACAUACGGUAUAUAUCUCUCUCUCGGUAUAAUAGUCAAUGUUUCCUCCUCAUGAUCCGUCUCCUUCCAUCGCUCUCCGUAUGAGGGCGGGAAAGGAGGAGGAGAAGCUGCCGUCCCUCUCUUCCCUCACGGACCCACCUGCCUUGCCUCACGGAGCCCCAACGGCCACCCAAGCAGCUGCUUACCUGCCCCGCGCACGCACGAGAGAGACCCACGUGCCCCCGUCCGCAGUUCCCCCCCUUCUAGCUCCCCCUCCCCUCCGCCCUUUCGUAAGAGGGAAGAGAAACAGUGCAGGGCUCGUAAGCGCAGUUCACACAGGUGCCCCCCCCUCACACCAGCUGCCUGAAAACGUGCUCUCUCUCUCUCUCUUGCCUGAGCUUGGCAGUGUCCAUCCAUGGGGGGGGGCAGUGAGAGAGAGCGGAGACACACACAAAUGUAGAAAAUGCGCAUACACACUGCCCAAGGCAGGUGUUGCUUCAGUAGUCCAUGUGGGUGAGCAGGGAGUUCGGCACUUGGGAGGCAUAGCGAGCCGUGAGAAGGGAUUUCCCUUCUCUCCCCCCCCCCUGCUUCUUUUGGGGACAAUGUUUCGCUCCGGCUCCUCCUGCCUCUGCUUUGAAGGUGCUCUGAGGGACAUCUGAGGAGCUGCCCCCCCGGUCCCAUGUCUUGUGGGGGGAGCAUGGGCAGCCGGUGGAGAGCUUCCCAUUGGACUUUACUGCUGUGGAGGGCAAAACUCAGACGACCCCCACAACCAUACCCAGUGUAUAAGACGACCCCCGACUUCCUGGGUUAAAAAGUCGUCUUAUACUUCGGAACAUACGGUAAUUGUUUCCUGGCAACUCGUUUACAUUAAAAACAAACAUGUUUCUAGCCCUUAUGGUUGCCUUGCCAGAAUUGUUUGCAGAGGUGUGGGCAGUGCCUGCUACAAUCUUAGAAGAUGAAGAAAUUGCUCACUAAGAUCAUCACCUAGGGAGAGCAGUUUGGAAUGAAUGUAAUAAAUACAGCUUUCUUUUAAUCCCUUUAGCUUGGGAUCAGUCAGAUAAGUUUUUGAAAAUCUACAUCACUUUAAGUGGAGUUCAGCAUCUGCCAGCUGAGAAUGUGAAGGUGCACUUCACAGAAAGGUGGGUGUUUCAUUAAAUGCCAGGAAGUACAGAUUGUGUCUUGAAUCAUUUCUUGCUUUGUUUGUCCCUGGCUGAUUGUUCCCAUAUUAAGAUGUUUCAGAAGCUAGUGAAAUAGUUCCCAAGUAUUAAAUUUCCUUCGCAAACUGAUGUACAGUAUAUGAAUAUAUUUUGAAAAGAAGAUAUAAUUGAUCCUUGAAUAGGUCUUAUGCAUUGGUAAGAAGAAAGAAAAGUUCUUCUCUCCUCCCCUCAUCACUCUCCAGACAUCUUUCAUAUCUUUCCUUUGCAUAAUUUUUGCUAAUCCUGUAAUGUUAUUACAUCUUUCCUCUGGGAUAGGAUUUGAUUUAUCCAAUUGUUUAUCUAAUACUAUAUUGAAAUCUCCUGCCAUAAUCAUAUAGCCCAUAUAUUCAAAUCCUCCAUUUCCUUAAACAUUUUAUGGAAAAAUUCCACCAGAUUUUCAUUAGGAGCAGAAGUAUUAAUUAUAGUGUAUUCUUCCCUUGCCAUUGUUCCCUGAAUUAUAACGUAUUUUCCUUCAGGAUCUUUCUUCAUCUUUAAUAUACUAAACCCUCAUCUCUUUGAAAUUAUAGUUGCUACCCCUCUUGAUUUUGAAGUACCAUAUGCUUUCUCAUAAUUAUUUAUACAUCUCAAUUUGAUGCCCUUUUUCUUUAGAUUUCACCCCCAGCUCCUCGUUCCUCCUCUGAGUUCCAUUUCCAUUUUUUCUGCUUUUCUUACUUCCAUCUCCACUUUGUUUCUCUUGUCUGCUUGCCAUAAUUGCUUCUGUUGAUUGAGCUCUGGUUAAUUGCUGGACACUUCAAUCUGAUGGGUGCUCCCCCCCCCAAAUUUAUUUUGCUGUUUUGCCUCACGGGACUUGUCUAUUAGCAUCUAGCCAACUCAGCUGCGUCACCGAAUUGUUAUUUACUGUGUCUUAAAGUCACACUAAUUUCCUUCCAGUUUAAUGCGAAUAUCUCUGGGCUUGACUUUUACCCGCUUCUGUUAUCUUUGUAGUAUUUAUUGUUGUUUUUCCCUUUUGAGCUCUUUUGCUUCAGUUAUGUCUUAUAUGUGAUUCUAGAUUUGUGAUACUAGAUUUUAGGUGCAGAGCAAUUUAUUUCCCCACCUUUCCAUGUCAGCUUUCUCUGAAUUUGAUAGAUCAUGGCUGACCUUUAUGAUUAAUCUCUUCUUCCUUCUAGAUCAUUUGAUCUGUUGGUGAAGAAUCUGAAUAACAAGAACUACACUAUGACAUUCAACAAUCUUCUGAAACCCAUCUCUGUGGAAAGCAGCUCGUGGAAGGUAAACACUUCUUUUCAAGUACAUGCUAACGUUGUAGAUUCCUACGAUUUCCACAGUUUAGGGCUGCUUCCUGUGUUACUACCUGCUGCAGAUUAAGUCAUUAGGCACUUGCUAGGGGGUAAGCCAUCAGUUCUGUAGCUUGUGAUUUCACGAUGGAUAGAUACCCUUUCUUGAUAGGCUUCCUGCCCAUAUAUUUAUGUUCUGUUUUCAAUAUUACUGGGCAAUAGAGGACAGUCAGCCGCAUAACUCAGAGGCCCACUUGUCCCUGAGGUCACAAAUCUGGGCUGUACCACUUGACAUAACAAGAGAGUCUUUCACAAAGAAACCAGUCUGUUGGGAAGAAUGAACAGUAUCCAAAGAAGAGCUUCCAUUAGCACAAUGGUUUCCCCCCUCCCUAAAUCUGCUCUGGAGAGCUGUGGGAGAGGGAGUGGAGUUACGCUGCACAGCCCCAAGUCCCUGCACUAGCAGAAGCACUUUGUUCGAUGCUAUCCAAGGGGCCUAGUCUCAUUCAUGUUAUAUAUGUGGUUUCUUAGGCUUUAGCAGGCAGUAUUGAACUUGAUACAGUGUUCUCGAAGCUACGAACAUGAGUUUGACCAAACUGCAGGAGGCAGUGGAAGACAGGAGUGCCUGGCAUGCUCUGGUCCAGGGGGUCAUGAAGAGUCGGACACGACUAAACAACUAAACAACAACAACAAUUGAACUUGAUAAGGAUAGAUUCUUUCUCUUGGGUGCAGCUGAAAGAAAUUUUUGCUGCACCCAAGAGAAUGCACAUACUGUAUCUUGCAACCUACAAAUUACAAUCAUGUGACCUGUCUAGUAGAGAAACAACAUUUGUAUAUAAGAGAGCAUUUAUUCUGAGAUUUGUGUAAAGAAUUAACGCAAAAAAAUGUUCAGAUUGGUGAAAACAAUUACCUUGUCUUAAAUUACUGACAACGAACAUACUGCUAACACGAGCCCCAUUCUGAAUGUUUCACAACAAAUUCAGUGGGUGGCUUUGGCUGGCAAAAGUGUUGCACAGGAUUAGUCUAUUUUAUACUUUACAUGUGAGCGAAAAUUGUUCAUACAACACCAUCUCUCCUGUUCAUUUUGCCCCUUUUUUGUUGUUGCUGCCCGUUGUCCAUAUUCUAUAUUUUAACUCACAUAAUUGAAUUGUCAUUCUUUAAAUACUAUUAAAAAUAAAGUUAUUGAUACUUGGCCUGUUCGGUAAUUCUGCCACCUAGUUUCACUUUUCUUAUUUUUGCAGAUCAAAACAGAUAUGAUAUUGAUAUUAUGUAGGAAAAAGCAAGAGGAAAAAUGGGAGUGCCUAACACAAGUUGAAAAAGAGACUAAGGAGAAGGAGUAAGUGCACCUCUGUUUCUUCUUCUGUUGCAAUGCGUUUGGUAGAAAAAAAGGACUUGCAGAUUAGGCUUGUUAACCCAAAGUGGUGUUGAUCCAUUCAAAAUAUUUGUCAGUUGAGCUGGUGUUAGAUGCUGAGAGUUACUGUCGUGGUGUUGCCAGUUGUGGCAAUCAAAAGACUUUGAGGCAAAAGUCUAAUCCAGGUUCCAUUAUUAGUGGCUCAAAUUGUGCCACUUCAAUAAUCUUGUCUGCUGAGUAUUCCUGAUAGGCAUCUCUUUAAGUCUGCUCUGCCAGAUCAUCUUAUUUAGAACUUGUUCAUUUUCAUAAUAGAAUUCAAUUCCAUGUCUUAAAUUUUUUUUUUUUUUUUAAAGCCAGUCAGCGCCCUCAGGUUUCAAACUGCUGCCUGUGGGCGAUUGCAGGAUCCAAGCUAUGCGUUUUUCGAUGGAACCGCUGGGCUAAGAUGGCUCAAUUCCAUGUCUUUCUAAACUGCAACACAAUGAGCUUUUAAUCUUUGCUUGUAACAUUUAUUGCAGAAACCGUUUUUUCCUACUGGUGGUUCUUGCUACUCAUACCUGAAAUAGGCCACAGUAUUUUUAAUGAAAUCUUCCCUGUGUCCUUACAAGAACACGAAUACUUAAUAUUCCACUAAAUAUAUGCAAAACCUGGUUGCUUGUUUUGCUGCACAAAAGGGCCAUGUCACUUUCUGGAAUUAAUACUACAUUGAAUGCCAGAUGUUCAGGAACUAAUUUGUCCUGUAGCAAAGCCCAAGGUUCUCAAUAUACAAAACAAGCUUCCUGGGGAUAUAUGGAUAGUUUACCAGAGUGGCUGCAGGUGUGGUGUAAUGCAGAAGGAAUAGUAAGUGCAAGUGACAGGUUUAAUGUCUGUACGUUUUCAUGUUCCCACCUCUUACUCCCUGAGAGGUCUGAUCUAUGUACUUUUAACAUGUGUAUUUUGAUUAUAAGGGAGGGCACAGAUUCAUAUUUGGGAGUUGGGAGGCUUGUAAGCAGAAGUGGGGAGAAACAAGACAGUAAUUGAAAGUUAUCCAGGCUUCAUCUCUCCCAGCCAGUUGCUUUUAGUCUAAUCCUAACAAUCCCUCUGUAUAUGUUCCACUGAUUUUUAAUAAAACUUUCAGGUAAACAGGUUUAGGAUUGGAGCUCUCAUUAUUUUACUGUUUGCUUACUUGUACGUAUUUAAAUCUUAAUGCAUACCAAACUUUGUGUGUAACUGGUGAUGUAAUUAUUUUCUGUAUGCUUGUAUGCUCUAGGAAAGCUGCUUAUGACACCUCGGACCCGAGUGAAGGGUUGAUGAAUCUCCUGAAAAAGAUGUAUGCUGAAGGCGAUGAUGAAAUGAAGAGGUCAAUUAACAAAGCCUGGGUUGAGAGCCGAGAAAAGCAAGUCAAAGAUGAUUUACCAAUAGAUAUUUGAACAAAUACCCAUCUUAAAUGUACAUCUUUUGUAUGGGGCUUCUGCUGAGAUCAGAGAAAGUGUGCUGUUUACAUAAUCUUCUGCGUAAAAACAAGUUUUACAUUUCAGAUUGGAGAUGGGAAAUAAAGCAUGCAGAAAGGCUUUUCCUUCAAAUGUGUUGCCCUUUUUCCAUAAAGCUUUAAGUGCUUUUUGUGAAAUUGAUAAAAAUAAGUAAGCUAGUUUGAGUGCAACUGUCUGUUGUCUGAAAUCAACAUCUACUUACUACCCACACCUGCCCAAGUUCUGUAUAAGAAACUUUCACUUCUAACCAUUGAGGAAAUAGGUUUCAGGGCAUGUAUGCGUAAUCUGUAUGUACAGACAAGGGAAACAGAAAGCUUCAUAUACUUUUCUCAGAGAUUGAUGGUGCCCAUUUCAAGAGCACUAUUGAAACAUGCAGAUUAACUAGCAUGUAAUAGGACUGUUAAGUACAUUGCUGGGAGGCUCCAGGGGGCAGGGUAAUUGAUGUUUCACUCUGGCUUCCUCCUCUGUGCUGAUGAGGAUUUGUGCCAAUCUGUCCUUAUGGAGAUAUUCAGUGAGGACAGCGAUGGACUGAACAGGCUGUAAUGUAAUUAUUGCAAUAGUCAAAAUAACAGGACCUUGAGGUCCUAGACCCACCAACAGGAAUUGCAAAAUAUAGGAUAACUAUAUUUACUUAAACCCUCAUGAUCCUAGCCAUUGUUUUUGGACCAUGCACUCCAUCUAGCGGCAGUGAGAGCUGCACCGAUCCAUUUAGCAGUUUAGUCAGGAAGAAAAUAUAUGUAGUAACUAUGUAGUGUAUCUGAAUUCUGUGUCUAUGUGAUAUUUUCAGAUUUGCUAGCAAUAUACACCCUGCAACAAUGUAAUGUUAUAUAUCAAACCUUAAACGCAAAGGACAAACAAAAUCCAAGCGUGGGACUGUUUUAUUUUUCCAUGUCAUUUUUAAAUGUACAAGAGGAGCAAGUGUGGCAGGUUUGACAAAAUUAAACAAGGUUGCCCCCUUCUAGCUAAGGGUCUUCUACCAAUGGGUCUAUCCCCCCCCCCCCACUCCUUACAUGCUGCAAGUUAUAUAACGUGUCUUUAAUUCAUCCUAGGAGUUGAAAUAGAACUCAGUUUUGUCUUUUUUGAAGAAAAGCCUUGUUGGUGGUGGCUCACCAUAUUGCUCUCUGUACUCCAGAGAGCUGUGCAUGGUCAGCCAGAUGGCGGAAGACAAUUCGGCUUAACCUCCAUCGCCACACUACAGCUCGUGCACGGGAUGUCAGAACACAUCGAUUACGGAUCCUCGCCGGGCAGGUGUCCCGGGGAAGGGCAGCAACCUCUUUUUCAGCCACUUCCUGGAACAAAUAAAAACAGUGGUAAUGCCCAUCGGUAGUCCUGGAGCUACUACAGGCAGCACCCCAUUUACACACCAUCUAUUGGCAUUCAAUCUGCCGAAACCUGGAAAUGGGGAGACCAUAGAGAGUCCUAGUGACUAGCGAGGAGACCCUUUGCAGAGCCUGAAGAGGACAUCCUCUUUGGGCUGUGGGGAGGGUCUCCUUGCAAGCCACUAGGAUUUUCUAAGGUGCUUCCCAUUUAGGCACAUUUCACUGACUCAUACAGAGGUCCAGAAUGUAACCCCUGUGUAAAUUGGGAGACACAUGUAGUAUAUAUCAUUCACAAGGACACUGUCUCUUAAAAGUUUAGCAACACAGGAAGGAAAUGUGACAGCAACAACAGUUUUACAACCACUAUGGUUGUGACAAAUCAAAGCUUCAAUUCCCCCAGGUAGGAAUCUGCAAACUCACAGGCAAAAAUAACAUGUGUCUCGAAUCUGUUCCACUACUGAACUCCUCUUACUGUCAGAAAGUUUUUCCAAAUGUUUAGUCUGAAUCUCCUUUCUUGUAACUUGAAGCCAUUGCCUCGAGUUCUACCCUCCAGAGCAGGAGAAAAUAAGCUUGCUCCAACUUCCAUGUGACAGCCCUUAAGAAAAUGGCUAUCUCAGUCUCUUCUUUUCCAGGCUAAACAUAACCAACUCCUUCAAGCGAUCCUCGUAUUUUCUUAAUUUUUUUGCAAGGGAGAGUUGAGAAAAAUGAGGAAAUAUGGAGGGGGAAAAGGGAGUGAAGAUGAAAUUGGGGGUGCAAGGGGGUUUGCGAAAAAAGAGGGAGUAGGAGGCGUGGGAAUAGGGUGGAAGAUGAAAGGGAUGGUGGCUUCAUACCUGGGCAGAAGAUGAAAAGCGUGCAUAGUUGCAAUGUGUAGGUGGAGGUAGAUUCAGGAUGUUACUGUGUGGGAAGUUUGUGUGCAAGGCUGCUUGCACAAAAGGAGAGGGAAGAAGCAUGGACAUGGGGCGAAGGUAAAAACGAGAGCAAAGCAGGGUUGCAAAACUGAAGAGAGAAGCCGCUUCAGAAAUGGGAAAGUGAAAAGCAAUCUUAGGCGUAUAGAAAACAAAAGAGCUUUCGUUAUGCCUUUUAAAUUUAAGAAAGAGUACAGUCUGGAACAGAAUAACCAGUAAAAAACUGCCUGGAAUUUUUAAUUGAAGGACACAAUGAGAAAGGUUUUAAAUGCAUAAUAGAUGCCACUUCCGGGAACCCACCACAAUAAAGACACAAUAACUUAAAACAAAAUUACAGGAUUCCAAACUGAUCCUCAGUGUAAUACUGUAACUGCACACAACUGGCUACCUUCUUCCAUACUAUUAUUUGCUUAGUGGACUCUUAGGUCCUGGAAAGAAUAGAAAUUGGGUAAACCAAUGACUAAAAAAGUAUGUAAAAGCAAUGGAUGUACUGUGGGAAAUGAAUCAGGAGAUGAUUCUGUUCAUAACCUGUUCAUAACCUACAAUGGUUAUAUCAUACUGAAAUAAAAUAUAUUUC
Molecule: messenger RNA, 11214 nt
Organism: Podarcis lilfordi (Lilford's wall lizard)
Lineage: Eukaryota; Metazoa; Chordata; Lepidosauria; Squamata; Lacertidae
Source: the annotation of a GenBank genome assembly